AUGGUCAACUUCGCGUGGGCUUUGCCCCUCUUGCUGGGUAAGGCCUCCUUCGGUCGCCCCUUCGGAGAGAUCGACCCCAAUGAAAUCGGCUUCACGCUCUGCGGAAUGGAUCACAGAGAUGGAGAGCAGUAUGCCCGCGACGAUCUUUUUGUCUUAGAGUCCAUGUACAAGGACACCGCCGUGUUUAAGGAAAAAGAGCCGAUCCGCAUCCCCGUCAACAUUGUCCUCGUCGGGAACAGAAAUUACAGGAGUUUCUUCCAGAAUAGAACCACUGCCAUCGAGGCAGCCUAUACCAAAUACCGCAGCGUCGGCUUCGAGUUCGGCCCGUUCUCCUAUGAACACGUCGACGAAGUUGGCAGCCAGCACAGAUUCAGGAUAUGGGGAAACGUCACCUCGGCCUUGGUCCGCGCCUACCGUCGCGGCGGAGCGGACACGCUCAACGUGUUUCUGGUCCCUGCGAACCUGGGAACAUACGGCUUCGCCAACUUCCCGUGGGCCCUCCUUGACGCACCCACAAAGCGCCGGGGCCUGGAGUUUCCCCUAGCCAGUGACGCUGUCAUCAUUGCCACGAACGGCCUGACAGAGGCCAUGCUUGAGAAGCUGGUGGUGCACGAGACGGGCCACUGGCUCGGCCUUUAUCACACGUUCCAAGGCGGUUGCGAGGGCAACGAUGACCAGGUUGAGGACACUCGUCGGCAGCACAUGAAACCUGGCUUCCAAAAUACUUGCAAUGGAACGCAGAACUCGUGUCCUUUGCUGCCUGGAUACGACCCCGUUCGCAACUACAUGACUUACACUGGAUGCAACACAGGCAUGCACUUCACCGCGGGCCAGGCACGACGCAUGAGACAGGCUUGGGAGAUAUAUCGCGAUCCCAAGACCAGAGGUCUCCCCGCAUAUAGCGAGAUGCCUCUUCCGCAUAUGAUGCCCGCCGAGAAGCGAAAUCUUAUCGACUUAUGGAUGGAGCGAGAGCCACAGCAGUUCCGCAAAUAUCAUUCCCUGAUCCCUGUUGUCCCUUUUGGUCCUCCUGCUCUUCGCAAUGGCACAAAACCUUGGGAAUGGCCCAGACUGAAAGCCCCGGGACGGGGGUUGUAA
Colletotrichum siamense is the source of this 1095-nucleotide messenger RNA. RefSeq names its product Extracellular metalloprotease. The transcript is spliced from 3 exons. Lineage: Eukaryota; Fungi; Ascomycota; Sordariomycetes; Glomerellales; Glomerellaceae. The record is from RefSeq and is a predicted model, not a curated record. The coding region runs from base 1 to 1095 and encodes 364 amino acids. Gene Ontology annotation, molecular function: metallopeptidase activity.